This is a messenger RNA of Botrytis porri, 231 nucleotides long. RefSeq lists its product as uncharacterized. Lineage: Eukaryota; Fungi; Ascomycota; Leotiomycetes; Helotiales; Sclerotiniaceae. The transcript has a single exon. Bases 1 to 231 code for a protein of 76 amino acids. The record is from RefSeq and is a predicted model, not a curated record.
AUGAUCAAUGAAAGAAUUUCAGAUAUAUUUUCGGACCAUUGUUCAUUCAUUGGAAACAUCAAAGAUUGUGUUGGCAGAUUCGCUAAGGUUAAGCCAAAAAUCAUACAACUGGGAGUUUCCAACCGAGAUCUCGAAGCCAUCGCCGAUGCAUGGAAUCAAUAUGUUGAAGAACAAGAUGAUAUCAAGAUCGAUCUCUUGCUGUCUUCGGCCAAGGAAUAUCGCAAGGUCUAA